Ostreococcus lucimarinus CCE9901 is the source of this 900-nucleotide messenger RNA. RefSeq lists its product with no specific name. NCBI's taxonomy places the organism in Eukaryota, Viridiplantae, Chlorophyta, Mamiellophyceae, Mamiellales, Bathycoccaceae. The transcript has a single exon. The record is from RefSeq and is a predicted model, not a curated record. Bases 1 to 900 code for a protein of 299 amino acids.
AUGAAAAUUUUAGAAAAUUACAGUCAGUGUCGCGUCCCGGAUUUGGGCGACGCGAGCGGCGAGUUCGUUCCGAGCGUCGGCGUGAAACCGAUUCGAUUUCGACGACCGGUGCCUUCCGAGCGCGCUUCAUCGCAGUUAGAUACGAAUAUCGUCGGCUUACCGGAGAGUGCGCGAAUAUCUCCAGCCGAAGAAGCAUUUCACCUUCAGGGAUGGGCCGUCGUGAGCUUGUGCUGCAGUUUGAGUUUGGAAAAUGUCAUCUCUCUUCUCACCGCGGUCUUGCUCGAAAAGCAAGUCGUGGUGUUUAGUAACAACUUGGGCGAGUUGAGCGCUGUUUCUCUUGCGCUCAUUCCAAUGCUUCGUCCAUUCGGGUGGCAGUCGCUCUUUCUGCCAAUCUUGCCGCAACACAUGGUUGAUUUUCUCGACGCGCCGGUGCCGUUUGUGUGCGGCGUUCAGCACAAAACGAGCGAUUUGCGUAACAGAACGAAUCAUCUGACUCGAAUCAACGUGUACAAAGACGACGUAAAGGUACAGUGGGAGGGUAAGCCGUUGCGUUUGCCGAGAAUGAAGGAUCUCGUGCGCAAUCUUCACCCCCUUCACGAAGCCAUCGUGGAGGCGUCCGUCAAUCACAAGAAGCGACCAGUCAUCGACCCGUCUCAAGAGGCGAUCAACGCGGCGCGCGAGUUCCUCAACGCGUGGCGUGCGUAUUUAAACUCGCUCGUCGCGAGCAUACGUUAUCAUUCCAUCACAGACGUGAACGAAGGAGGCGAAGGAAAGGUGACAAUUUUGCUCAAGGAUUCGUUCCUCGCCACGUUUCAAGGCCAAGACAGAUCGUUCAUGCGAGCGUUUGCGGAGACUCAGAUGUUCUCGACGUAUUGCGACGAGGUAUUGGCGAGAGAUUGA